AUGGUUGAGAAAGACGACAUCGAGUCACUCCUAAAGACGGGUUCAUGGAGAACCGCCCGCUCACGGAGCCCCAACUCUCACGAUCCACAACAUCGGGCGUACGAACCCAGAAAACCAAACAUCGGUGUUCCCAGACCAGCAGAACUGGCAUCUCGCAGCAAACGGCCGCCUCCCCCGUGCGUCGAAGAUGAGGCCGAAUCUUUGGCAAAGGAGCACAUUGGCUCUGUUGAAUCGACCACUACAGACGAGGAUCCCAAACAUCGCGGCGAGAUAGACCAGCAGCCGCUUCUGCUUCCCGUACACGAGCAUAACCCCGAGCGUAGAUUCGUUGUGGUGCCGGGCGCAGCUGUUCAGGACGCCCCCAAGACCACCCAGGCUCGGUACGAGGCGAACACAUGUCGAAAGUUUGUGCUUGUCAGCCCCGAGAAGGGCGCAGAGAGUGGAGGAAGCGGCAAGGAGGAUAAGAAAGCAGAGGAUGACUUGACGGAAAGGGCUGGCCGACCUGAAGACACCUCCGGCCGACCCAAGGAGAGGCCCGAUAUUCAAAAGCGGAAGAGUCACCAGGAUCUGCCGCGCCUCAACACAGAGUUCGAACAUCCAGAACCCUCGAUCCGCCGGUCAAGCAGUCGACGUGACCGGGAGAAACCUGUCGUGCAUCAAGAAGACCAAGAUUACCCGUCAGCUCGCGACAAAUCCAGUGCCAGACCGCCUGACAGCGCCUUUCUUUCCCCCGCCGCCGGAGGGCACACGUCCAAGAGACGCGACCGGGCCUACUCGGACACCAGGAGGUCCGGCCGUAGCCCCUCAACGAGGAGGGAUGCCGAGGUGGAAGUGUCUGGCAGAAGGCGGCCGCAGCAUUCCCGGAAAUACCCGCCGGCCCCGGCUCUUCGCCGGCGCGCCUCGUCCUCCACAAAUGCUGCAGAUUGCGAUAGUCUGCCUGCGGAGAGGCCAAGGUCUUUCAUCCAACCUGGCUACGGCGAUCCCGACGACAUUAUGGCUUUCAUGGCCCCUGGCGUUGCCUUCAUGCAAGGAAGAAACACUUCGCCGCCCAGAAAGGCUCGCGAUAGCCCUUCUCCGCCUCACCCGCGUGGUGCACGGGAGAUGCCUGGUUCGUUGCCCAGCCGCAGUCGCCCACCUCGGUCCACAGCCCGAGAGCAAGACGGCUACUCGAGCGAUGACAGUUACAAGUCAAGGCGCCCCAACCGGUCUGAGCGCCCGUACCCCGAAAGAUCCGUAGUAGAGCCGGACUACCCGUCGAUGCUGUCGCCUGACCAGGCCCGGCGCCCGAAUCCGAGACUCGGAGCUGCAGUUCCGCCUUCGGCAGCUGCUAAGCCAGCCUCUAUCCCGGAUGACCCACUGCAACCGAGCCCGAGGAGCUCAACCUUCCCCGCCGAUAAGAGUAGAAGAGUUGGCGAGCGCUCCGUGUCCCCUCCUCCUGCAGCCAGCACAUUGUCAUCGAGACGGCCGGUUCGGGAGAUCACAAGUACGCAGUCAAAAACGCAUUCUCGGGAUGCAAGCGUUGGCUCCGCUUCUAACGGCUCUGCCUCGCUCCCGCCUUCCGCCCCAGGCUCGCUUCCUCGAACAAGUACUCUGGAGCGUUCCAUACCCGGCUCACUAGCGUCGCUUGCGCGGCAAGAAACCUCUGAUGCGCAAUUCUCCACGCUUUACUCUCAGCCCGGUCGUCCUGGUGACGCAGUUGACGACGUGACGCGCCACGCGCUAGCCCGCCUUCCGGAGUGCCGAUGGAAGCACCCCGUAACCGUUCGACUCAGAUCGAGCAGAGACCAGUUCUUCACACUGAAGCGAGCUGAAAACUUCACCGUGUGCUCUGACUGCUACGGCGAGCUGUUCGCUAAUUCCGAGUUUCAGCAUCUGUUUGUCCCGGCUAUCUUCCGCUCCAGGGACCAAAUCAUGACGUGCGACUUUGGCUCCUCGCCGUGGUACCGCAUCGCUUACAUUCUGACCCUAACGCAUCGGUAUCCGGAUCUGCGCCUGUUGCAAGGGAUAGCAUCCGUCGCAGCACGGUCGCAGCCCUGCGCCGGAGGCCAGCUCGCUUCUCGCAUCUGGUACAGCAUGAUGGCACCCAACUCGAGGAGGCCAAUACAGACCUUCAACGUCUGCUUCAGUUGUGCCAAGAUGGUCGAGGUCCUCCUUCCUAACCUGGCGGGGGUCUUCGUACCGCUGGGCUCGCACGAACCGACGAGAGGUGUCUGCGAACUGUAUUUUGCGCCGGACCGCAAACGCUUCUACGACUACUUUGAUGAAAUGAAGGCGACAUCGGCUCUAGCACUCAGUCGCCGGACGGCCCCCGACCUCAUCGAGCUUGUGGAUCGCAUUAGGGACAUUUCGCUUCACGAGGAGUGCCUGCGCAAUACCCCAAUACCGAACCGCAAGUGGCACGUUCUAGAACGGGUCCCCGAGUUCACCGUGUGCGAGGAGUGCUUCAACACAGUAGUUUGGCCCAUGAUUGAGGAUGAGGAGAACGGCAGCGAGCUGCCUCGAAACUUUUAUAAGUACAAGCAGACCAAGCCCGUGGCUUCGUGCCAGUUGUACAGCGACCGUAUGCGCCGGGUGUUUUUGGAGGCGUGCCAACAUGACGACUUUAAGUUCCUCGCCUCCUGCGUGCUCCACAGGAUGAGGGUGAUGGCCCAAGUAAAGGCGAGAUACAACGAGCUGCAGAGGGAGGACCAGGAGGACCCCAAAGUGCAGGAUGAGCUCAGGGCUCUGGCGAAAGAGCUGCGGGAGGUAGAGUAG
Parathielavia appendiculata is the source of this 2754-nucleotide messenger RNA. RefSeq lists its product as uncharacterized. The transcript is spliced from 2 exons. The coding region runs from base 1 to 2754 and encodes 917 amino acids. NCBI's taxonomy places the organism in Eukaryota, Fungi, Ascomycota, Sordariomycetes, Sordariales, Chaetomiaceae. The record is from RefSeq and is a predicted model, not a curated record.